CACUGGCGGUAGGAAUGGCGGCUAAGAUUACUAGAGGAAGGAGCCCAAAGAAUCCAUGAAACUUUACUUCUAACGGCCCCGCUGAGGAAUUUGUUUCCAGCGAAACACAGAAACACCAUCCCAUGACGGAUUACAGGGACAAAGAAGCGCUAUAACGUGAGAUAAACGCGGUUAGUUGUCCAGCUUUGAGAAGGUGGACGCACUUUGCUAGUUAGCUUAACGUUAACUGCCACUGACUUUGAUUCAAGGUAGCUGUUAGCUCGCAGUACAGAUAGCCAGCUGUUGGCUACUUUGCUUGGCUGGCCCAACAAGUUAACUAAGUCAAUAACAGUAUGAAAACAUUCCUCAUUUGAGUGGUGAGUAGCUGUCACUGUGAACAGAUAGUGUUGGGGGCUUUUACAGAGAGUAGGCUCAGACGACAACAGCGCGUUGGGAACAUUAUUCCUGCUAACCUAGCUAGUGCUGGAAGGCUAGCUAAGUUUGAAGUCUCGCCCAUUUUUUUUUGGUCCUGCCCCAGCCAUUGGCUAAGGGCUCAUCAACAGCCAAGUAGCCCGGUUUUCAGGGUCGAUUGGUACUACGAUGGAAAGCCUAACGCUGACUGAUUUUGAGCAGAAAUAUUAUUCGGAUUUGUUCGCUUACUGCGACACGGACAACACCAAAAAAGUCGCUUCCAAUGGGAGAGUUCUUGACCUUUUCCGGGCGGCCCAGCUACCCAGCGAAGUUGUCCUGCAGAUAACAGAGCUUUGUGGAGCCACUCGGCUGGGUCACUUCGGGCGGAGCCAGUUCUACAUCGCUCUGAAGCUCAUUGCCAUCGCCCAGUCCGGUCUGCCCCUGAGGGUGGAGAGCCUCAACUCGGUCAAAGACCUGCCGCUGCCCCGGUUCGUGGUGGGGAAGAACGAGGCGGAGGCGAGGCACGCAGCGCUGUACCAGGACACGGACAGUCAGGGGCUGUACCCGGCCUCUGCUGCUGCAGUGAUGCCCAGACCACCAGGCAGGGUCAUCCACAACAAGAAAGGACCCCCACCAACCACUUCACUUCCUGUCCACGAGGUCAUCCAGCCCCUGGCACCAAGUAUAGAACCACAGCCCGAGCCAACGUCCCCGGUGGUCUCCCCUCACCAGUCUCCCCCCACCUCCCCUCAAUCGUGGAGGAAACACAAGCGGCAGCCCAGCGGAGGGAACGCAGACAGACAGCCGGUCGUGGCUCCAGCCGGUGCGGUGUGGACGCAGUUCAGAGAACCACAAGCAGUUCCGGUCCCCGGUGAAGGGAUGUGGCCGUCUCACUCGCCCCCGCCUCCGGGUCAGGAAAGUUGGGUCAGUUUCACAGCGGACACGCCGCCAUCCAGCGCCAUCCCAGGAAUGCACCCCUCAUCAGUCCAGGAAAGCACAACGAUACGAACGGUGGCCUCAGGAGCAACAACCAAUGAGAUCCAGCGACAGACCAGCGGCUACGAUGAUCCGUGGAAGAUCACGGACGAGCAGAGACAGUAUUAUAUUAACCAGUUUAAAACCAUCCAGCCAGACCUCAACGGCUUUAUACCUGGUUCGUCUGCAAAAGAGUUCUUUACCAAAUCAAAACUACCCAUUUUAGAGUUGUCACAUAUUUGGGAGCUGUCAGACUUCGAUAAAGACGGGGCGCUCACCCUGGAUGAAUUCUGCGCCGCCUUUCACCUGGUCGUGGCCAGGAAAAAUGGAUAUGACCUCCCUGAGAAGCUGCCAGAGAGCCUGAUGCCAAAGCUGAUUGACCUGGAUGACUCAGCAGAGGUCCCGGACCAGGCUGCUGACGUUGGGUACUCGGGCUCCCCGGUGGAGGUCACCCCCAACAUCCCCUCCAUGCCUUCACUCAACCAGGCCUGGCCCGAGAUGAACCAGAACAGCGAGCAGUGGGAGACGUUUAGCGAGCGCUCCUCCAGCUCACAAACUCUGACCCAAUUUGACUCUAACAUUGCACCAGCUGACCCUGACACGGCCAUUGUCCACCCGGUCCCCAUCCGGAUGACACCCAGUAAGAUCCACAUGCAGGAGAUGGAGCUGAAGAGGACCGGCAGCGACCACAACCACCCGACCAGUCCGCUGCUGGCUAAACCUCCAGAACUGUCCGAAGAAGCCAAACUACCGUCAUCCAUGAAGUUUGUAGCCGCCAACGCUGUAGGUGACGGCUACAGCAGUUCAGACUCCUUCACCUCAGACCAGGAGCCAAUCACAAGACAAAGGUCUCAUUCGGGGACGUCUCCAGAGACUCUGAAGGUAGUAGCCCCUCCUCCGCCUCCCCCCCGCCCGCACGCCUCUCACUCUCGCUCCUCGUCUCUCGACAUGAACCGCACCUUCGCCGUCGUGACCGCUGCAGGACAACCACCAUCCUCAGCCAUAGCUUACCCGCCCGCCGUGCCUCCGCGACCCCUACCCACACAGUCGUCAGCGCCACACACCGGGCUUCGCGGGGAGGCUGAGGUUGCACCAGGUGGCCCUACGGUUCUCACCACCACCUCCCCCCAGAUUCCCCAGCAGCCCAAUUUCGCAGACUUCAGUCAGUUUCAGGCCUUCGCUGCGACUGACCAGCCUUCCAGCCUGCCGGACGUCGACAUCCACAGUGAGCCGGGACAGGUGGAGAAGCCUUCAGAGGGCGCCGGCCCUUUAAGAACAGUGAAGAGUGACGGCCAGGCAGACGAGAGGGUCCCAGCUACUGUCAGCUCCGCCAAAUGUUCUGGGUCUGGUCCGUUAGGCCCGCCUCCCAAACCUGUGCGCCGAAGGUUGAAAUCUGAAGACGAGCUGCGACCAGAGGACGAGCAACCCGGCCCGCAGAAAUCCAACGUCAUAGCUGCCGUCCUGGCCACUCAGCCCACCAUCCCCAGGUCGGUUGGAAAGGACAAAAAGGCGAUUCAAGCUUCUAUCAGAAGAAACAAGGAGACGAACACAGUGUUGGCACGACUUAACAGUGAACUGCAGCAACAGCUGAAGGACCUGCUUGAAGAGAGGAUAUCCCUGGAAGUGCAACUGGAGCAGCUCAGACCUUUCUCUCAUCUUUAACCAACAUGAGGAGGAAAACUCCUGCUGUAGUUUAUCUGAAGCGAGGCUGUGGCUCUCGUUGUGACUCCCCACCCCUCACACCUACACCUCUCCCUCCUCCCCACUACCAUCUCAGCUUCCCUGGAGGCUCCGACCCCCUGCAGGGUGCUCCGUUAAAACUCAAACGCUCCAUCACACACACACAUCGUAAACCAGAAGCACCUGAGAGCACAGAUUCACCAGGAGGAGAAGGAGGUGAAAGGAGCAUGGGGUGGGGGGGGGAGAUUACACAAACUGGCACUUUUCAAUUUCUGAGAAACGGUUAGGAGUGGCGGACAAAACUGCGAGUGCUGUCUGAAGACAAAACUGCUGGUGUCUUAUCACUUUGUGAAUGUCUGAAGAAGAAAGGUGUGUGUGUUUGUGUGGCUGUGUCUGUGUGUGGCUGUGUUCCUGUUUAGUGAUUACUUGAAGCUAGCACCAAUGUGUUUGAUCUGUCUUGGGGUACGGACUCCGCCACACCAAACUCCUAUGAAAAAUCAGGCACAUUUUAAGGAAGCAGUGUAGUAUUUUUGGGGAAAUACUUAUUUACUUUCUUUCCGAGUUAGACGAGAAGAUCCAUAUCAUUGACAGAAAUGGAGUCUGUGAUUAGCUUAGCUUAGCAGUGGCUAGCUUUGAGGCUUUCAAAACAUCUACACCAGUCAUCUACAUCUGCCUGGAAGCAGGAAUGGUAAAGUGACUGGAGUUUGGUGUAGCCCGUCUCCAUUAAAAACAGUGGGUGUGUGUGCGUGUGUGUGUGUGGCCUUACACGGCUAAAUCAUGGUGAAGGCUUGUUUUGUUUUUGUUUGACGCAUCCUGUGACAUGAAUUCAGCCCGCCUCUCUCUUCUUACUGCCCCCUUGAAGUCUACGUGUGUGUGUGUGUGAGAGAGUGAGUGAAUGUGUUGUUUCUCUUCAUGUUACACAGUGUUUGGGGUUUGAUGUGACUGAAUGGUUUAAACUUUAUGCCAAAUGACUGAACUCCGCUCCCUCGCCUCUAUUCGGGCUGUGUUUUUAAAAUAGAAAUGCAACCUCCUUUCUUUCCUUCAGGUUUCUCUCGUGUGUGAACAUCUCAGCUUUCUUUUUUUUUAAACCUUUAUUCUUCAGUUGCUGCAGUUAUUUCCAAUCUUUUACUUUCACAUUGACGGGAUACCAGCCCAAACACACGUUCACUUGAAGGGUUUGAAGAUUUUCCAGCUGCUGCACUGCAGGGGGCAAAAUUUAUGAAGAAUUUUUCUCGUGAUCAGCAAACACGCAUGCACAGAUUUAGAGUUACAGAUGUUGGUUUGAGAAACUCAGCGGUUUUCUGAUCGGGCAGAUGGCACUAUGCAAGUACGGGCGAUACAUCCUCACAACUAUACUUAGCUGUUUGUACUAUGAUAGUAGCAACUGUGUGAGCAGCAUACUCUGGUUUUUGUAUCGUAGAUCUUCCAGAACACCAUUUACUGUAUGUUUGUGAUUCAAUCGGCCUUUUUUCUUUCUUUCUGGGGCUUCCCCUGCUCCCCCCCUGGUUCCAGAGGGAAGUCCAGAUCAGUGUUUUAUCAGGACACUUUCACCCUAAAUGUGCAACAUGUGACCAUGGCAAGGUGUAGUUGAAGCUCACUACAGACGGAGACCAGUCGACAGAAAAGGAGACCUGAAUGACCCAACUGCACUUUGAACCCAACCCCGCCCCUCGCUCCUCCUCCUUUGUAUUUUUACUUGUUACAUCCCUCUUCCUGCUUUCUUUUAACUCUUGCAUGUUGUCUUUCACGCGUAUUUAAAAAAAAAAGAGGAUGCUUUAAGAAGAAAAAUAAUGAACCACUCAUUUUAUUUCUUCACCUUGGAAACUGGAAGGUUUUUCGUGCCGGUAUCCUAAAAGUCUUGUUGGGUUAAUUAUUUUUUAUAAGUGUUUUGUCCCCGGAGCUUCCUGUGUGUCUGAAGAAUCUGUUCUUCUAAAAGCCUUACUCCCCGACUGGCGUUCAGGUUUCCACUGUGGCUGACUGACCUCUCUUCCUUGUCGUAUCAAGGCUCGCCUUCUUUUUUCUGCUGUUGAGGACGAUGAUGUUCUUGGUGUGUGUGCGUGUGUGUGUUAUAUCGUUUCCAGACCUGGAACUAAUACCAUUCGAAACCCUAUUCAAAAACCUUCAUGCAGGAUUGAUUUAUGUUUGCUAGCACAACAGCUCCCCGUUCACCCUUAAAGGCAAUCCAGGCAGGCAGAAGCAAUCACCUCUGAGUCUUUGAUGGGAUUUUGAAUACUAUUUGCUCCCAGAUCUGUGUUGUAUAUUGUAUAUGAUACACACUUUUGGACUCAUAUGUACAUUUGCAUUAAUUGCUGACUAACAGCGAAAGAAUAUUCUAUUUAAUUCCUUCUCUCUUGGCUGUGGGAUCCUAGAUGUUUAACUGCAUGGAUGUACUGUAUCUCUGCAGAGUCAACUAGCAGCUGUGUGAUUUUUACACAAAAAUAAAAACGGCACAAUAUUUUAAA
Eleginops maclovinus (Patagonian blennie) is the source of this 5507-nucleotide messenger RNA. It is a transcript of the gene reps1, whose product is annotated as RALBP1 associated Eps domain containing 1. Gene Ontology annotation, biological process: endosomal transport; clathrin-dependent synaptic vesicle endocytosis. The record is from RefSeq and is a predicted model, not a curated record. NCBI's taxonomy places the organism in Eukaryota, Metazoa, Chordata, Actinopteri, Perciformes, Eleginopidae. Gene Ontology annotation, cellular component: plasma membrane; presynaptic membrane; intracellular vesicle. Gene Ontology annotation, molecular function: molecular adaptor activity; calcium ion binding; protein binding.